Messenger RNA from Drosophila obscura, 1830 nucleotides. RefSeq lists its product as uncharacterized. Gene Ontology annotation, molecular function: DNA binding. Gene Ontology annotation, cellular component: transcription regulator complex; nucleus. The transcript has 5 exons. The record is from RefSeq and is a predicted model, not a curated record. Lineage: Eukaryota; Metazoa; Arthropoda; Insecta; Diptera; Drosophilidae. The coding region runs from base 916 to 1764 and encodes 282 amino acids. Gene Ontology annotation, biological process: regulation of transcription by RNA polymerase II.
GCCACCAUGUCCCAACAAUUCUCGCUGGGCAGCCUCUUCCUGUAACUAUCGUUGCCCCGAUCAUAUAGAGGCGCCUGCUUCUCCACCGCCCGCAACAGCUUAACAUUCGAUUCGAUAUUUGACAUCGCACUCAUAGGCAAACACGACACUUUUCUAGCCUUAUUUAAUGCGAAAAACGAACGAAAAAUACUGGGCCAAACACAACAACACGCGCAGCAGCUAUUUGUAAAACGGAGACUGAAAACAAGAGCGAGCUCACUCACACACACACAUACCCAACUACUGGCGUCGUUGUGAGAGAGAGAGAGCAACGACGGCGAGGGUUGAACAAUCGCCCGGCCAGGGCUACCGAAGAAUCCCAAUUGUCCAUUCACUGUCAUUACCCACGGGUCAUUAAUUGUUUGUUUGAAAAGUGAUCGAACUGCAUAUUGCCAGCCCAAAUUUAUUCACAUUAAUUUUGUGCCUGGCAGUGCUGUGGGUGACUCGGCUCUCUCUUUCUGCGCAGCUGUUCUCGCCGUGUCACUGUGUGUGUGUGAGUUUCAGUGGUGUCGUCGGGCAGGCGCUCUCCGAGAGGGUUGAAUCGCUUGGAAUAAUCUGGACCCCGUUUUCAUCCGGUAAGAGCGGACGCCGUCCAUGUUUUCGAGUUGGUUUGUUUUGGCAUUUUCUGUGUUUUUUGGUGCCGGCUCAUUGUUGCUUCCGAGCAUUUUUGGAAAUCUAGUGGGCCUUCAGCUUUAAGCAGAAAGUAAAAGAAGGAAAUUAAGUUGGCGUCAAGCUGCAGCAGCAAUACCACCAACUAAAUUUGUUGCUGUCCCCCUGCAGAGGUAGCGCGACAAACAGCUGGUGUGGACAGGCGACAAGAGUGUCGAAAACGAUUUCGCCAUUCCAGUGGGCUUGUAUUCUUUGAUUUUCAGUAAAAUGAACACUCGGGCCAGUUUUCGGCCCAACGAUGGGCUCGAAAUCCGUAAGGCCAGCCAAAGAAAAACUCCGACGCCUGAGAUAAAGGAAAAGAACGUGAAAAUAUGCCGUUUGAUUGCCAAACAUCCUUGUCUCUUUGAUCGUUCUAAUGAAGGGUACCAUAUAAAGUCGCACAUAAAGAGUGCCUGGAGAGAUAUAUCCCAUAAGAUGCACGAUUCGAUCAAUAGCUGCAAGGAGCGUUGGCGGAAUAUACGUUCAAGUUACGCCCGAUCCAUAAAAGAUGGUUUUAAUCACACACGGACGUAUUAUUUGAGCUCAGAGCUCUCCUUCCUUAGGUCGCACAUCACACCGGGCGUUCCCAGACCUCCGCAAGGCCGACGCUCACGCGCCAAUAAUACGGUGCACGGCCGUCGCAACGUCAACGACAGCAGCGAGAAAAUGUUUGGCACGGAGCAUGCGCAAGAGAAGUUGGAGCCCGACGUCGAGUUGGGCGAAGAGCCCGACGACGAGCCGGGCGACGAGGACACGGAAAAUGAUGCCAGCAAUGGAAACGACUACAAGUACGAGAACGAUGCUGUAGCGGUGCCAUGGCCAGCCAUCAAUUCCGACGAUGCCUUCCUGCAUGGUAUCCGUCCCGAGAUGGAACAGAUGACCUUCCGUCAGAAGCUUUACUUCAAGCGUCGUGUGUACGCCCUGCUCGGUGAGAUAUUUGAUACUCCAGAGGGCGUCUCCUUCUCCAACCAGCAUUUGGCUGCCCGUUCCGAUGCCAACGGAGCCAUGUCGACUUCAUCGGCACCAUCCGUGCAGCCUUCUGGUGCGACCAAGAAAGCCAAGACAAAUAAAGGAUAAUGAUAAUCCUCAAAAGCCAUAACCUAAUAAUAAUAACACUGAAAGAGUUCAAAUAAAUACAAUUGC